Messenger RNA from Perca fluviatilis (European perch), 3285 nucleotides. RefSeq names its product pyridoxal (pyridoxine, vitamin B6) kinase b (gene pdxkb). The record is from RefSeq and is a predicted model, not a curated record. The coding region runs from base 280 to 1203 and encodes 307 amino acids. Gene Ontology annotation, molecular function: pyridoxal kinase activity. NCBI's taxonomy places the organism in Eukaryota, Metazoa, Chordata, Actinopteri, Perciformes, Percidae. Gene Ontology annotation, cellular component: cytosol. The transcript is spliced from 11 exons. Gene Ontology annotation, biological process: pyridoxal 5'-phosphate salvage.
ACCGGCGUGAGGCGUGUGUGUGUGUUUUGUCCUUCAGUGUAGCUGUCUCUCUCCCUCUCUCUGUACACACACUCGCUGCACAUCACCCGCUACAACCACCACACGCGCUCACACACACUGUAUCGCACAGCUGGUUAGCCUGCUAGCUAACGUUGUUUCAUUCCAACUGACGGCGUUGUGUUUGAAUUUAGUUUUUUUUUUCGUACUGUUAUGUGUAGACGUGAUUAUCGUUGAAGUAACGGAUUAUCUGCAUCCCUCCUCGGCUGACCGGCAGCUGCCAUGGAAUGCCGUGUUCUGUCCAUACAGAGCCAUGUAGUCCGGGGAUAUGUGGGCAACAAGAGCGCCUCCUUCCCAUUACAGGUUUUAGGGUUCGAGGUGGACUCCAUCAACUCUGUCCAGUUCUCUAACCAUACAGGUUAUUCUCAUUGGAAAGGCCAAGUGUUGACAGCAGAUGAGCUCCAUGUUCUUUAUCAAGGAAUCAAACUGAACAACGUACACCAGUAUGACUAUGUUUUAACAGGGUAUACCAGAGACACAUCUUUCUUGGAGAUGGUGGUGGACAUUGUUCAGGAGCUAAAGAGAGCCAACCCCAACCUGGUGUAUGUGUGUGACCCCGUCCUCGGUGAUCAUGGAUCUAUGUACGUUCCUCAGAAUCUUUAUCCGGUCUAUAAGAACAAGGUGGUUCCUGUUGCUGACAUUAUCACUCCUAACCAGUUUGAGGCUGAAUUAUUGACAGGGAAAAACAUCAGCACAGAGAAAGACGCUGUAGAGGUUAUGGACCUGCUCCAUGCGAUGGGCCCAGACACAGUGGUCAUCACCUCCUCUGAUCUACCCUCCAGGCUGGGAGACCGCUUCCUUGUGUCGCUGGGCAGCCAGCGUCAUGUUCGCCCCGACGGCAGCAGGACGACACAGCGAGUUCGAAUGGAAGUUCACAAAGUGGACGCCGUCUUUGUAGGAACUGGAGACUUGUUUGCUGCUAUGCUGCUAGCGUGGACACACCACUACCCUAAUGACCUGAAGAUGGCCUGUGAGAAGACUUUCUCAGUGAUGCAUCAUGUUAUCCAGAGGACCAUUUCGUAUGCUCACGAGUUAGCAGGUCCCGGUCGGAGGCCCAGUCCGCCCCAGCUGGAGCUGAGGAUGGUUCAAAGUAAAGCUGACAUAGAAGACCCUGCUAUAGUUAUGGAGGCCAUAGUCAUAUCCUAACAUUACCGACACAUAAGACUCAUACUAACCUUGUCCUCUUCACCCAUAAAUCUCUCAAAUCCAGUAUCUCGGUGAAUCUCUCAUCACUGUCAACCUUGACUGUCAUUUCCAAACUUCAACACCUCAUCAUCCAGACCUCCUCAAAACCCUUAGUAUUGUAACCCCUGUAGUCCUCUCAGCCUAAACCCUUUACCCCUUUAAGUCCUCAGUGUCCUAACCCCUUAACCUGUAACUCCUACGUCCCUUUACCCAAGCCCUGUUUUGAAUCUAGAGCCAUGGAUAGACAGAAAGCAUGGUUAGGUUGGACUGUCGCUGCCUCAUCUCUAACCAGGUAUGUGAGUGGACUGCACAGCUGCUUUUUUAGAAAAGCUGUGGGGUUUAAGUGUCCACGAGCAUAACACAUAACAUGCAGCAUAUAAAAUACAUGCUGGUAAUACUAACAAACAAAAUAUGAGGGUGAUAAGGUUGAUUGGAAAACCCAUUCAAGGUUCAGUCCUCAGCACGAUGGAGGAAUGGAGUUCUAGUUCGUACUCUAUGGAGUAAUAACUCUUCAGUGGGGAGUGUUGAAAAGCAGUUUUUUGCUACCCUCUCUGGCUGGAAGAUUCUCUGGUCUGCUUCACUUCUGUGGGCUGUGGUCAGAGGUGCUCUGUGUGCACCUGUAACCACACCCAGCAGUGAUGUCACAGUGUACUGACUCACCCUGGAGUACACCUCUAUCAAUGCAGCGAGAAAUUAAACCACCAAGAGGUUCUGAUUAGGGCUGGGUAUCGCCAAUGAUUUCCGGAAUCGAUUUGAUUCCGAUUCACAGGGUCCCGAUUCGAUUACAUUUCCAUUCCAUAUCAAUUAGGUUAGGGAGAUUACCGUACAAAUUUCGCUUGUGUAUAAAAGAGAUUCUCAGAGCACUUAUGUAUGCUUUAAAUUGUACAAGCAAGAAGCAACCCCCAAAUAUUGUUUCAUAAUGCACCAGGUUAAUGUUUACAUUACGAAUUGACACCCAAAAAGUUUGUAGUGGGUUAUACAUCCAUUGAAAGAUUUUUUUCAGGAUUUUAUUUAUCGAUAUCAGAUCACUCAAACAAAGAUCCAUGUUAAUUGGAGAACUGAUUAUUUGUACCCAGCCCUAGUUCUAAUGUAGCGGGGACAAUUUGUUGUUGCAUUCAGAAACGGAACACUGCAACAUAUUUGCAGUGUUUACCCAAAAGUGAUCCAAAUUGAAUCCAGCUGCUUAAUGUUCUCCAAAACUCUACCUCUAAAUUAUUAGAUAUAAACUUAGCCUGCUUUAUUGCUCUAUUACUGCCACUCCACUCAACUCACGUUUAACUUUGACAGAAUGCACUCUAGCUGUGGUCCUCCACACCAGUUGCCAAGUAGCAGGAUUGCUGCACUGACAUCGGUAUAAGACUAUAAUGAUCAAACCCUGUUUAUCUAUGGCUCUGCCCACCACUAUUUCGACCCCCUCCCCCGUCUUACAGCAGUAAUGUAAUGGUGACCAAGUCUAACCCCAUUAGACCCCUUCAAAAUAUAACAAAUGAAAAAAAACAAAAAAAACGCACAAUGUAUAGUUGAUGUAUAGAUGUUGUACUAUAACUGUAUUGGACCAUCUGUAUGAUAUCUUCUAUCUGAUCUGUCUAUUGGACCAUUGUGUUGAUGCUACUGUACUAUAGACCACACGCACUACAAUAUCACCCAAACCAGAGACAUUUGGGCUGGUUCUGGCACUCCUGGAGGCUCCAGUGGCUCCAGUUGUUGCCACUUGUUAGUAAUAGGUAACUGUAUUAAUAGUCAUAGUGAACCCUUUUUCAUCUCAACACAACAUUAAGAAAAAAGGGCAACCUGAGCUGUCUGAGCCGUCCCUCCUUUGGCCGGUUUUACUUGUGCUACACCAAUCUGAAAUUGGCUACCUCAGUGCCAGAACCAACCCACAUCAUUGCCGGGCGGUUCCCGGCCCAGCUCUGGCCCAGAGCCUUAUACCUGAGCGUUGUGCCACUGAAUUUACUGGAGGCCUCGAGAAGUUGUAAAAGGAGACCCUCCUCAUCACAGCAGGAGACUCUUGUCGUUUCUUCAAUAAAUGGGUAAUGAUGCUGA